GUAUGUCCUGGUAAACAGCGCCUUACACACAACUUUGUGAGUACAACUUUUUGGAGUCGACAGCGGUGAAGGGAGUGAGGGGGCGGAACCCCGCUGAGCCUGCGCACUGAAAGACAGCCAAUCGCUUCGCUCCUUUAACUGCCAGUCACCGAAAUCUGUCCAAUACCCGCAGUGCCAUUUCUAAACUGUAUUCCCCACUGUGUCCUCCAACUGUUGUAGGUUCUGCCAAUCGCUUGAGGACAGAGUGGGAAAAGGAGCAAGCAGAGUUAGAGGCAGGACAAAAGAAGUUAUAUAGAUGGCUAUAUGCAUAUAUUUUAAUGUUUUAGAAGGCGUGUAGUGGAAAAAAAAAAAACAAAAGUAGCGAAUGUGGACAUGACGGUGUAGAUAUGGAGCCCUCUUUGAGCAAGAGGAAUUCGGCGAUAAGAUUAGCGGAUUUGGCAGCGACUCAACCCCUUCCUCAUCAGAAUAUGACAGGCUUCCCGGGGAUAGGGGGGCAUCACCCUCACUCCCACCAUGCCCACCUCCACCCUGGGGAGAUGGGCAACGACCCUGGAGUGGCUCUCACUCCAUUUGGACCAGAGCACAUGGCACAGACAAAUGCUCUCAAACUUAGUCCAUCGCAGCACAUUCAAAGCCAUCCCGAAGCCCAGACCGCGGCAUCCUUCCCGUCUUCUCAGACCACAGUUGGUUUCCCCGUGGCUCACCCCCACUCAGGCUACGCAAGCAGCAGGGACUUCAUCCUCAGGAGAGAGCUCUCAGCCUCUGCUAUGCAUGCACUUGGCGACCAGCAUAGUUCCGCCUCCUCCCCUCAUCACCAUGGCAUGUUCAUUUCCCCAACAGGUGCUUACGGGCACACGGAAGGUGGUGCCCAUCCACUUUUCACGGGACUUCACGAGCAAGCAGCCCCAGGUGCCCAUCACCAUGCUCUCAACGGACAGAUGCGCCUGGGUCUUCCAGGGGACAUCUACGGCCGGCCAGAACACUUCGGCCACAGGCCCGAGCACUAUGGACCUUCCCUUCACGGCUACAAUUCCAUGAACUUAAAUGUGAACCUCGCUUCAGCCCCUCAUGGAGCCACGGGGGCGUUUUUGAGGUACAUGAGGCAGCCCAUCAAACAAGAGCUGAUCUGCAAAUGGAUUGACCAGGAACAAACGUCUAAGAAGCCGUGCUCGAAAACUUUCAGCACCAUGCACGAGCUGGUAAACCACGUCACGGUGGAGCACGUCGGCGGACCCGAGCAGAGCAACCACGUAUGCUUCUGGGAGGAAUGUCCGCGCGAGGGCAAGGCGUUUAAGGCAAAGUACAAACUGAUCAACCACAUUCGAGUUCACACCGGAGAGAAACCGUUUCCUUGCCCUUUUCCUGGUUGUGGAAAAGUCUUUGCCCGCUCGGAAAACCUAAAGAUUCACAAGAGGACUCACACAGGUGAGAAGCCUUUCAAAUGUGAGUUUGACGGCUGCGACCGAAAAUUCGCGAAUAGCAGUGACAGGAAAAAGCAUUCCCACGUCCACACCAGCGACAAGCCGUACUACUGCAAAGUGCGCGGCUGUGACAAGUCCUACACGCACCCGAGCUCACUGCGGAAACACAUGAAGGUGCACUGCAAGUCUCCUCCGCCCCCUUCCUCCAGCUCAACCGCCGCGUAUCAUUCCUCCUCUGCGGCGCUCGGUGACGCGCUCGCGCCCUCCACAGAACCACAACGGAGCCGCGCCGCCAACCUCUCCCCACAGGUCACCAACCUCAAUGAGUGGUACGUAUGCCAGGGCAGUGCUGUCCCCAACAAUCUCCACACCCCCUCCAGCGAUGUGCCAACCUCCGAAUCCGACGAAGAGGACUCUUUUAGACAUUCAGACCCAAGGACGAUGCUCUGAUAUGAAGCACAAGGGAUAUGUUUAUGUUGCAUUCCUCUCACAUACUGUUUUUAUACAUCUGUAACAUCAUGUGCUUGAGGCGCAAAAGUCUACUAAGAAGUGUUGGUGAAAAAAACACGCAACAGCGCCGCGGAUGUCAGAUGGUGAAGAGCAUGUGCCAUCAGUCCAUACCCUACCCAUAUUACCCUUAUUACCCAACACUACCCUGCCGUAUGCCCUUAAUCUGCGCAUAGCACGUUUAUGUACCACAUGACCCUAUUGCAUACUGCUCAACGCAUUAAUAACUUCGAAUAAAUGUGUUUGACAGUGUUUUUUUUUAACUAAAUUAUUUUAUUUAAUAACAUAAAUGGUGUGCAUCUCAUCAACAAAAAAACGGGAUCAUUUCACAACCUUUGUUUAAAUUUUGGACCAAGAUAUUUCCUGCAUUGCCGAAAGGACUGUGUGGGCUUAGCUGAUUAAGUCAUAUCCAGCCUAUUAAGUGACACCGACAUUGUUCAAAUCAAACAAUAACCGGUGAUUGAUGUGUUUGUAUCAAUGACUGAACAGUUUUCUAUAGCUUAUGCUUCUCCCCAGAGGUCUUUUAUAGUGACGGACUGAUGAAUAUCUGUGGGGCGUUUGUCCUUUACCAAGUGUUUCUUUAAUGUAAACAUUCCCGAUGUUCUUGCAGUGAGAAACAUGUGCAAACAGGCAAGUUGAUCACUUCUAAUACGUUAGUGCCAUCUUAAAAAAAAAGGGUACUAAUCUGUUACUUUAUUUGUCGCUGUUACUUUAUUUGUACACGUUAACUUUUGUACAUUUAAUAUGAAUCUCUCACCCAGAAAUAUGGAUUUAGUGAACACAAAGUAUUUUAUGUAGCAAAAAGAUUUAAGGUACAUAAUUGAACCCUAAGUACCUUUCAGAGUAAAGGCACAUAGGCUAUAUGCACCUUUCUGGGUUAAAUAUACAUAUACAUAAAGGUGUACACUUGUGGGCAUCAUCCAAGUGACCAGUACCUUUUUUUUUACUGAGGGAAAGUGGCUUAUUCUAUAAAUUGUUCAGUAUUUGUUUUAAAAUUUAUACAAUAACUGUGGACGGGAGAUUUUUUUCUGUGGUAUUUAAGGACUAUUUAGACUGUAUUUUAUGCAAAAAAUCCAAUGUAACUCUGAUUUAAGAGUACGAAUAUGUCCUCUGAGACCCUAAAUUAUGUCAAAUGGACGGGCUUGUUCCCUGACGGAUGUGUAAAAAGGCCAGUAGUGUCGAUGCUUGUGAAUGUUGUGAUAACGUCCCAACCAGUUUUGUACAUUGUAAUUUAUUUGCUGGUAAUAAUGUUUGGUCUGGAAUUACAGAUACACCAAAGAAAAAUAUGAUUAAUUUUGGUGAAAUGUAGUGAUUUUUAUCGUGUUGUGUAAAAAAAAAAAGAUUUUACUUGAAUAGACUUAGUUAUGUGUAAUGUGAAGAGUCCCUCGCAUGCCCUGUGUAGUAACUGUGUGUUUUUAUUGCGGUGCAUGGUGCUGUUAAUUGUGCUGGGGGAAAGAGUGAAGAGGAUUUUCGAGAUUUUUGGUGUUCGUGAUGAAAUUGAUAUGAAUAAAUUUAUGGAUUUAAAAACAUGGCAACUAUGAUCUAUGAUAUUUUCAAGUGG
Messenger RNA from Tachysurus fulvidraco (yellow catfish), 3489 nucleotides. RefSeq names its product zic family member 5 (odd-paired homolog, Drosophila) (gene zic5). Gene Ontology annotation, molecular function: RNA polymerase II cis-regulatory region sequence-specific DNA binding; DNA-binding transcription factor activity, RNA polymerase II-specific. Gene Ontology annotation, cellular component: nucleus. The record is from RefSeq and is a predicted model, not a curated record. Lineage: Eukaryota; Metazoa; Chordata; Actinopteri; Siluriformes; Bagridae. The coding region runs from base 387 to 1871 and encodes 494 amino acids. The transcript has 2 exons. Gene Ontology annotation, biological process: central nervous system development; regulation of transcription by RNA polymerase II.